GGCAGAGACCUCUUCCACCGUCCGGCAGCCCCCGCCGCGCUCCCUGCCACAGCCGCCCUUCAGCUGUUGCCGCAGCUCCCGUGGCGGAGACGCGCUUCCUGAGUUGUCCAGCAGCUUCUGUUGGGUCAGCGGUGGGAGAGACCCGCCGCGGCGUGUCGUCGGUGCCAUCCGGUACUUGGCGUGCGCACCCAGCGGGUAUAGCUCUUGCCCUGUCCCCCGGCUGGUCCGGGGCUCCCAGCACUGUCCCCACGGCGGCUCCGCCAGACGCGCGGACUGGCCUGCAGCCCGCGUCCCCGGCGGACGGCGUCAUGAGAAGCCUGCCGUACUUCUGCCGGGGCCAAGUAGUGCGGGGCUUCGGUCGCGGCUCCAAGCAGCUGGGCAUCCCCACAGCUAAUUUUCCUGAUCAAGUAGUAGAUAAUCUUCCAGCUGAUGUAUCCACUGGCAUUUAUUAUGGUUGGGCCAGUGUUGGAAGUGGAGAUGUUCAUAAGAUGGUGGUGAGCAUAGGAUGGAACCCAUACUACAAGAAUAUGAAAAAGUCCAUGGAAACUCACAUCAUCCAUACCUUUGAAGAGGACUUUUAUGGGGAGAUCCUCAGUGUUGCCAUUGUUGGCUACCUCAGACCGGAAAAGAACUUUGAUUCUUUAGAGUCACUUAUUUCAGCAAUUCAAGGUGAUAUUGAAGAAGCUAAGAAGCGACUAGAUUUACCAGAAUAUUUGAAACUCAAAGAUGACAAUUUCUUCCAGGUUCCUAAAAGCAAAAUAAUGAAUGGCCACUGAUAAAAAAAAAAAAUUAUUUUUUCAUUUCACUGUUUGUAAUUGUGCAGUCUUGCUUAUAUUUUAAAAAUCAAACAUUUUCCUGUAGCUGUAAAUCAGUUUAAACAUUAAUGUGUAGUUAUCCUAUUAUGCUUCAACUGUUCAAACCAUCAUGCUAUCAUACUAAAAAGAACCAUUUAAAAAUCAAGGUUGUUAAAAUGAAUCACUAGAAAGAUAUUAAGUGUCUUAUAAUGGAAAUAAAAAUGUUUAUAAGUCUGAUUUGAGAUAAGAACUGUAAUUCUCAUGGUAAAAUACAAGCAUGUAUACAGCAUAUGUUGCUAAAUAGAAGACUUAUAAAAAUAAUGCAUUAAACAAGUUUGAUAAUUUACUAUGAACAGAAAGAAAAUACAGACUGUAACUCUGAUAUUUUGUGCAUCCCUAUAUCGUACAGACAUGAACACUUUUGGGAAAUUUGUUUUCCUCAUUUCCCUUCUGAGGUCAAUUUAUUCUGUCUCCAUUUCUUAUGUAGCACUGCCUCAAUUUAAAGUGGCCUGGAUUCCCUCUGCCUUUGAGUUUUUCUGGACAGUAAAAUGAAUGUCUUUGGUUCUGUGUGAUCUGGUUUUUGUGCUCUUUCAAGAGUUUAUAAAUUUGAUUGUCAACAUUUUUGUUGACACUGGUUCUUUCUUUAAAUAAUUACCAGCAUCAGUUUCUUUUCUUUCUUUCUUUUUUUUUUUUUCAUUCAGAGUAUCCUUAAACUAUACCCAUAAGGAUUGCAUUGGUCUAUACCAUUCCAUUCCAUCAUGUGCACAUCUGUAUUGCAUCUUUAGAAAAAAACAGAAAAAAAUCUUUAGGCAUCCUCAGGAUAUAAAUGAAUAUAUAACUGUUCAUUUGUGUUUCCCAGUUUCUUAACAAAAACUUUUUAUUUUCCCUCCAGGGAAACUAAAAACAAAUUAAACUAUGAAAUACUUAGAAGAUUAUUUAUUUUAAAUGUGAUUAUAUGUUCCAGAGCAAAUCUAAACUGUCUUAACCAUGUACGCACAAUAUGAUUCAAUGCUAGCCUGAAAAGCACUUGUAAAUUGAGGGAAUGGUGUAAAUAAAAUUUUAUUCAAAAAUAUUCAUCCUUUGCCUUUUUUUCUCCUACCAACUAUAACUUUUGGCCACUUGAGUCCUUUUGUUUAUAUUGGCAGAAAAUUGAAAUGUUUGGUAUUUAGGAAAUUACUUGCUGGCCUAGGGGUGUAGCUCAGUGGUAGAGUGCUUGUCCAGCAUGUGUGAGGCUCUGGUUUGAUCUCCAGUACCACCAAAACCAAACAAACAAACGAAAGUUAAAAUUAUAGAUUGCUUUGUGUCCUCAGAUAGUACACUGCAUCAGUGUUCUCUUUAACAAUAAACUGGGGAUGGUGUGGUGUGGGAGGAUAGUUUGAAGCAAGUAGAAGGUGAUUUUAAAGAAAACUCAUCGUACAUUAUUUUUCCUAAUCUACAUGAAUACAUCAUACUUACUGAUGGUAAUAAACAAAGUCCCUAAGAAAAACAUCUAAAGCUAUUGGAGAAAAAGGAUACAUGAAUAAAUUCUGUCAGAUUAUGUUUCAAUUUAUGACGAACAAUGCAAUUUGUGUCUUUUUUUAUUUCUUAAAAAUUUAUGUGUGUGUGUGUGUGUGUGCAUAUAUAUAUGAUGGGGAUUGAACCCAGGGCCUUGUGCAUGCUAGGCAAGUGCUCUGUGAUUGAGUUCCAUCCACAGCUCUGAAGAUACAAUUUUUAAUGUCAGAAAUCCCAUACUUGAAAGAAGCCACAGUUAUCACUGGCUUUAUGAAACAAAGUUAAAAACAAAUAUGGAAAGUGUAAAGACAGACUGUUUAGUCUAAACAGCUUGAUGCUGUUAUAUUCUUAUUUAGUGUGUGAAAGUCUUUUGAUGUUUUAUUGUCACCUUACAUUUUGUUAAAUGCCAUUGCUUUUGAAAAUCAUAUAGUGUGUUUAGGGGUUAAUUAUCUCUACUUUUUUAAGGUUUUAUAUUAAGUGUUUAUUAUAUGAAAUUACAGUAGUUGAAUUUUGGUUAUUGUGAAUGUUUUCAGGUCUUGAAAUAAAUGUUGACUAAGUGA
This is a messenger RNA of Sciurus carolinensis (gray squirrel), 2845 nucleotides long. It is a transcript of the gene Rfk, whose product is annotated as riboflavin kinase. Gene Ontology annotation, molecular function: riboflavin kinase activity. Gene Ontology annotation, cellular component: mitochondrion. Bases 309 to 776 code for a protein of 155 amino acids. Gene Ontology annotation, biological process: riboflavin biosynthetic process; FMN biosynthetic process. The record is from RefSeq and is a predicted model, not a curated record. The transcript has 4 exons. NCBI's taxonomy places the organism in Eukaryota, Metazoa, Chordata, Mammalia, Rodentia, Sciuridae.